AUGGGAAAUGAAUCUCAAUUGGCACCACCAAAAAAUGGCUCAGGAAGCCAAAAUGCUAAAAAUAGAUCGAAAAGCAAAACUAUCAUCAACUUAGAUGAAGGAAAUGAUGUCAGGACUACAAAGCGUCUAGUAUUUGAUCCAGAUGAGGACGAGAGGCUAGUUAGUGCAUGGUUGUUUCACUCGAAUGACCCAAUCAAUGGGAAUUGCAAGAAAAAUGAGAGCUACUGGGGUGAUGAAGACUUCUUAGAGGCACAAGAACGUAUUACUGAUAAGAAGUUUGAAACAGCAAGGAUUAGGAGCGACGCGCACGCGCCGCAUUGCUCGUUUCUUGGCGUCACCUGCUCCGCGGCCGGCGCCGUCGCCGCGCUCAACCUCUCCGGGGCGGGGCUCUCCGGCGGGCUGUCCGCGUCCGCGCCGCGGCUCUGCGCGCUCCCGGGCGACGAGCUCUCCGUGCUCGACCUCAGCGGGAACGGCUUCACGGGGGCCGUCCCCGCCGAGCUCGCUGCGUGCGCCGGCGUCGCCAGCCUCCUCCUCGGCGGUAACAACCUCUCCGGCGGGGUUCCACCGGAGCUGCUCUCCUCGCGCCAGCUUCGGGAGGUCGACCUCAACAGCAACAAGCUCACCGGGGAGAUCCCCGCCCCCGCAGGAACGCCGGUGCUCGAGUACCUCGACCUCAGUGGCAACUCCCUCUCCGGCGCCAUCCAGCCGGGGCUCGCCGCGCUCCCGGAUCUCAGGUACUUAGACCUCAGCGGCAACCAGCUCACCGGGCCAAUGCCAGAGUUCCCGCCCCAUUGCAGGCUCGAAUACCUCGGCCUCUACAGCAACCAGAUCGCCGGCGAGCUGCCCAAAAGCCUCGGCAACUGCGGCAACCUCACCUUCCUGUACCUAUCCUACAACAAUAUCAGCGGCAAGGUGCCCGAUUUCUUCGCCUCCAUGCCCAAUCUGCAAAAGAUCUUCCUUGACGACAACCAUUUCGUCGGAGAGUUGCCGGCGAGCAUUGGUGAGCUGGUGAGCUUGGAAAAGCUGGUGGUGACGGCGAACGGGUUCACCGGCGCUGUCCCGGAAACAAUUGGGAAAUGCCAGUCUUUGAUUAUGCUGUACUUAAACAGCAACAAGUUCACCGGCUCGAUUCCGCUGUUCAUCGGCAAUCUGAGCAGAUUGCAGAUGUUCUCAAUAGGAGCAAAUGGCUUUACUGGGAGCAUUCCACCAGAAAUUGGGAGAUGCCAGCAAUUGGUGGACCUUCAAAUCCAUAAUAACAACCUUUCCGGGACAAUACCGCCGGAGAUCGGUGAGCUAAGCCGACUACAGAAACUCUAUCUGUACAACAACUUACUCCAUGGUUCAGUUCCUCCAGCAUUGUGGCAAUUGGCUGACAUGGUGGAGUUGUUUCUCAAUGACAACCAACUAAGUGGUGAAAUUCAUGCGGAUAUCACUCAAAUGAGGAAUCUAAGAGAGAUCACCUUGUACAACAACAACUUCACUGGAGAACUGCCACAAGCCCUGGGGUUGAACACAACACCGGGACUUCUUCGUGUUGACCUCACUCGCAACCGCUUCCGUGGUGCGAUUCCACCAGGAUUGUGCACAGGAGGCCAGCUCGGCAUUCUUGAUCUUGGAUUCAACCAGUUUGAUGGCCCCUUCCCUAAUUGGAUAGCUGAAUGUCAGUCUCUGUACAGGGUUAAUCUGAACAACAACCAGCUCAGGGGGAGCUUGCCUGCAGAUUUGAGCACCAAUAGAGGUUUGACGCACAUUGACAUGAGUAGUAAUUUGCUGGAAGGGAGGAUACCAAGUAGUCUUGGUUCAUGGUGCAACCUUACAAGGCUCGAUAUAUCUGGCAACAAUUUAUCAGGUCCAAUACCACGUGAACUUGGAGCUCUAAGUAUUCUUCGGACUCUGCGCAUGUCAUCGAACAAGCUGACCGGAGCAAUACCACAUGAGUUGGGAAACUGCAAGAGGCUUGUCCAUUUGGAUAUUGGAAAUAACCUUCUAAAUGGAAGUAUACCUGCAGAAAUCACAACACUUAGUGGCCUGGAACAUCUUUUGCUUGGUGGAAACAAUCUCACUGGAACAAUUCCCGAUUCGUUCACCACAGCGCAAAGCCUCCUUGAGCUGCAACUUGGUAACAAUAAUUUGGAAGGAGCCAUCCCUGAAAGCUUAGGCAACCUUCAAUACAUAUCCCAAAGUCUGAAUGUUAGCAACAACAGACUAAGCGGCCAAAUCCCACACAACCUUGGUAAUCUUCAGAAGUUGGAAGUGCUCGACUUGUCAAAUAACUCAUUAUCUGGUCCUAUUCCAUCACAGCUAAGCAACAUGAUCUCACUCUCUGUUGUGAACAUUUCGUUCAAUGAGCUAUCUGGUCAGCUCCCUAAUGGCUGGGAUAAGCUCGCAGAACGGUUACCUGACGGUUUUCUAGGGAAUUGUCAGUUGUGCAUACCAUCGGCCAAUGCAUCUUGCUCCAAAUAUCAGUCUGAGAAAAACAGAAGAAGGAAUACGCAAAUUAUUGUGGCGUUGCUAGUGUCAACGCUUGUUCUCAUGGUUGCUAGUUUAGUUGUUAUUCAUUACAUUGUGAAGAGGUCUCAGCGCCUGUCAGCAAACCGUGUCUCAAUGCGCAACAUGGACUCCACAGAAGAACUGCCAGAGGACUUGACAUAUGAAGACAUUCUUCGGGCCACUGAUAACUGGAGUGAGAAAUAUGUCAUUGGAAGAGGACGGCAUGGCACUGUCUACCGGACCGAGCUUGCAGUUGGAAAGCAGUGGGCAGUCAAGACAGUUGAUUUGUCCCAAUGCAAAUUCCCUAUAGAGAUGAAGAUUUUAAACACAGUGAAGCACCGGAAUAUUGUGAAAAUGGCUGGGUACUGUAUCCGUAACAAUAUCGGCCUAAUUCUCUACGAGUACAUGCCUGAGGGAACACUCUUUGAGCUAUUGCAUGAAAGAACACCUCAAGUAGCCCUUGACUGGGAGAUCCGACAUCAGAUCUCCCUUGGUGUGGCAGAAAGCUUGUCCUAUCUUCACCAUGAUUGUGUGCCCAUGAUUAUUCAUAGGGAUGUCAAGUCAAGCAACAUCCUAAUGGACGCUGAGCUUGUACCAAAGCUCACAGAUUUUGGCAUGGGGAAGAUAAUUGAUGAUGAGGAUGCAGACGCGACAGUGUCCGUUGUUGUUGGCACCCUCGGCUAUAUUGCUCCAGAGCAUGGAUACUCGACACGGUUAAGUGAGAAGAGUGAUGUAUACAGUUAUGGAGUAGUACUUCUUGAACUGUUGUGCAGGAAGAUGCCUGUGGAUCCUGCAUUUGGAGAUGGCAUAGAUAUUGUUACUUGGAUGAGAUCAAAUCUGAAUCAGGCAGAUCACUCCAAAACCAUGAGCUGCCUGGAUGAGGAGAUAAUGUACUGGCCUGAACAUGAGAAAGUGAAGGUAUUGGACUUGUUGGAUCUAGCAAUGUCCUGCACGCAGGUUUCUUGCCAGUUAAGGCCAUCCAUGAGGGAGGUGGUGAGCAUCUUGAUGAGGAUAGACAAGUAAUCAUGUGCAGUUGUUUGAGGCUCCACAACAUCGACUGUCUUUUAAGUUAAUAUUAGUGAAAUGGAAGAUGAAAUUGUACAGUGUAUUCCAUCAUGCUGUAAUUAUGUUUUGCAGACAUUGAUAAGAGCCUGAAGAUAUCCAAAUUUUACAAUAGUUUUCAUAUUUUUUUUCCUACAUGAGUCCACAUUAUACAGAAUACAGUUGCAGCCUAGGGUCCAACCCUUUUCUUGCAGGAUUGCAGAAAAAACAGCAAGUUGAUCUGCAGUGAAAAACAUCAAACAGAUUUGCAGUUGCCAAGAAUUAGCCUUAU
Messenger RNA from Oryza brachyantha (malo sina), 3823 nucleotides. Its product is annotated as leucine-rich repeat receptor-like protein kinase PEPR2. The record is from RefSeq and is a predicted model, not a curated record. Bases 1 to 3513 code for a protein of 1170 amino acids. The transcript is spliced from 5 exons. NCBI's taxonomy places the organism in Eukaryota, Viridiplantae, Streptophyta, Magnoliopsida, Poales, Poaceae. Gene Ontology annotation, biological process: protein phosphorylation. Gene Ontology annotation, molecular function: protein kinase activity; ATP binding; protein binding.